This is a messenger RNA of Botrytis byssoidea, 3462 nucleotides long. RefSeq lists its product as uncharacterized. Gene Ontology annotation, biological process: response to oxidative stress. The transcript has 11 exons. The coding region runs from base 1 to 3462 and encodes 1153 amino acids. Lineage: Eukaryota; Fungi; Ascomycota; Leotiomycetes; Helotiales; Sclerotiniaceae. The record is from RefSeq and is a predicted model, not a curated record. Gene Ontology annotation, molecular function: monooxygenase activity; oxidoreductase activity, acting on paired donors, with incorporation or reduction of molecular oxygen; heme binding.
AUGAUGAGACGCCUUUCGAGUGUCUUUAAAAUUAAAGACAAGGAAACUAAUAAAUCUUCACCUACGUCUGCCGAAAAUGGAGCAACCUCAUCAGGCGGCCCAGCGCGUCGUUUGACUUUAGGUGUGACUAAAAAGUCUACCGGUGGCACUGCAAGCUCCAAUCCUCAGGUAUUUGAAGGUCCCGAUCAUAGUGUAAAACGCGCUGGUAUCGUAGGAACUCUCGAGUCACUCGGAAAAGUUAUCAGUACGGCCAAUCGUCCUUUGAAUACCGAAACGGGAGAUGGCUCAUACGAUACAAAACAAGAGCAGUCGGGUUUAUGGGAGGAUCUCAAAGCAUUGCGAAUUAAGGAUCUAGAGACAUUGCAGAUGACUAUAAAGCAAGAACUAGGAUCCUCAAAUCUGGCCGAUGACAAGACCAUGUUAAUGGAGAAGCUUAUUCAGUUGGUUGCAAACCUUCCUGGAACUUCCAAGACUCGAGUUAAGCUUACGGAAGUACUUGUUGAUGAGCUGUGGGGAUCCUUGGAACAUCCACCAGCUUCAAUGCUUGGUGACAAGUAUAAUUAUCGACAAGCUGAUGGCUCAUAUAAUAACAUCAAGUUUCCCGAUAUCGGAAAAGCAGGCACAGCGUACGCUCGAAGUGUAACUCCAAAAAUCAUUCAACCAAACCCAAAGCCAGAUCCAGGGCUCAUAUUCGACACAAUUAUGAGUCGAGAAAAUGGUGGAUUCAAGCCCCACCCGAACAAUGUUUCCAGUAUGCUUUACUAUAUCGCAAGCAUUAUCAUUCAUGACUGCUUCCGCACCUCACACGAAGAUUUCAACAUUUCAAUGACCUCCUCUUAUUUAGAUCUUUCUCCUCUGUACGGGAGUAAUCAGGAUGAACAAGAUAACAUGCGAACACUAAAGAAUGGAGAGCUGAAGCCGGAUUGUUUCGCAGAGAAGAGAUUAUUAGGUUUUCCUCCUGGAGUUGGGUGCAUUCUUAUUAUGUUCAAUCGUUUCCACAACCAUGUAGUGAAACAAUUGGCAGCAAUAAACGAGAAUGGACGCUUUACACCCCCCAAGGACAAUCUACCAGACGACAAGAAGCAAGCAGCCUGGAAAAAGUACGACAAUGAUCUCUUUCAAACCGGACGGCUUAUUACCUGCGGUCUCUACAUUAACAUUAUUCUACUCGAUUAUCUCCGCACAAUUGUCGGUCUGAAUCGGGUCAAUUCUACCUGGACUCUUGAUCCUCGGAUCGAAAUGGAAAGAAAUAGCAAGCCCGGAACUGCCGCUGGAGUCGGGAAUCAAUGUGCCGCCGAAUUCAAUCUCGUGUACCGAUGGCAUUCCUGUAUCAGUCAACGUGAUGAGAAAUGGUCAGAAGAUCUGUACAUGAAAAUAUUUGGGAAGAGCUACAAGGAAGUCACUAUGCAGGAGCUUCUUAUUGGUUUGGGUAAGCUCGAAGCAAUGACACCAGAAGAUCCGCUACAACGAGACUUCGCUGGUAUGAAGAGAGGUACUGACGGAAAACUCAAUGAUGAUGAUCUUGUUAAAGAAUUGACCGCCAGUAUCGAAGACUUGGCUGGGUCAUCAGGAGCAAAUAACGUUCCUGCAGUCCUUCGUGCUGUUGAAAUCCUUGGAAUGGAACAAGCUCGUGCAUGGAAGUGCGCAACACUAAAUGAAUUCCGCAAACACUUCGGCCUCAUACCACAUGAAAAGUUCUCAGACAUCAAUUCAAAUCCAGCUGUCUAUGAGAAAUUGAAGGUGCUGUUCGAUGAGCCUGAUUUGGUGGAACUUUAUGCUGGAUUAGUUUGUGAAGAUGCCAAAGAGCCUAUGGAUCCAGGUGUUGGUAUUGGACCGACCUAUACAAUCAGUCGUAGCAUUCUUUCUGAUGCAGUUACAUUGGUUCGUGGUGACAGAUUUUACACCACCGACUAUCAUCCAGCAAACCUUACGAAUUGGGGCGUUACUGAAGUCAACUAUGAUUUGAACGUCAAUCAAGGUUGCGUUUUCUAUAAGUUGUUCAUCCGCGCUUUUCCAAAUCAUUUCUCUUAUAACAGCGUAUAUGCUCACUAUCCCCUUACGAUACCGUCUGAAAAUAAAAAGAUUAUGGAAAAACUUGGUCGUGCAGAUGACUACAGUUGGGACAAACCGGUCAAGGUUCCAGAACGAAAGAAUAUCGUCACCUAUGAUGGAGUCAAGAGUGUUCUCACCAACGCGGAAGUAUUUGGAGUUGAUAAUUGGCGCAGAGGUUUUUCUUACCUCAUGGGAAAACCAGGUGCCAAUUUCAUGUUAUCUGGCGAUGGCGACUUCUUUGCCGAACGUCGCAAUCAAAUGAAGGAAUGUCUUUACCAAGAGAAAUGGCACGAGAGUGUCAAGAACUAUUACGAAAGUAUUGUUCCAAAGCUUCUCAAGAGAUGGUCCUACAAUAUUGGUGGCACGACCAGCCAGGUUGAUGUUAUUCGCGAUAUUGACAAUUCCGCUCAUGUUCACUUUGCCGCCAACGUUUUUCACCUACCACUCAAGAGUGAAGAUAAUCCCAAAGGUGUAUAUACCGAGCAUGAAUUGUACAUGGUGUUGGCUGUUAUCUUCAUCGUAAUCUUCUUUGGUGACGUCGACCCAGCCAAAACCUUUGCACUACGUGCUGCUGGUCUUCCAAUCACACAAGAUCUUGGUCAACUAGUCGAGCAAAAUGUGAACUUUAUUUCGAAGACUAGUCUUGUAUCAGGUAUCGUUGAUACUUUCAUGGAAGAAAAUAACGCACUUAAAGAUUAUGGUGUGCACAUGGUACGCCAUUUGUUGAAGACUGGCUUGGGUGUUCAUGAGACUGUUUGGUCACAAAUUUUGCCCACAGCAGGAGCAAUGGUAGCGAAUCAAGCACAAGUUUUUGGUCAAGUCCUUGACUUUUAUCUUGGUGAUGGCAGAGAACAUCUUCCAGAGAUUAACCGUCUUGCAAAGCUCAACACAGCAGAGGCAGACGAUAUCCUUUUGCAUUACUUGUUAGAAGGAAUUAGAAUGUACGGCACAUUCGGUGCUUACCGCACAUGUCAUCGAAACAUUACUGUCAACGAUGGAUCUCGCAAAGUCGAUUGCAAGCCUGGCGAUUCAGUCUUCGUCAGUUUCGUUUCACUGGCUCAAGACCCUAAAAUCUACCCCGAACCAAAGAAAGUUCGUCUAGAUCGUCCAGUCGAUUCUUACCUCGUCUAUGGUGUCGGUUCGCACGCUUGUCUCGGCGCCGAAGCUUCACGUGUAGCUCUUACAGCGAUGCUCAAAUGUAUUGGCCGACUUGACAAUCUGAGACGAGCAUCUGGCCCUCAGGGAGAAAUGAAGAAGAUCCCAAGAGAGGGUGGAUUCUAUGUUUAUAUGGAUAAGAUGAUGGGAUCCGAAUUCCCCUUUCCGACUACAAUGAAGAUCUGUUGGGAUGGAGGGUUGAAUGAACCGGCACCGGUGGUGAAUAAGGGAAAAGGAAAGAGGAAUGGCGCAUGA